Teleopsis dalmanni is the source of this 4656-nucleotide messenger RNA. It is a transcript of the gene Nelf-A, whose product is annotated as negative elongation factor A. Bases 133 to 3741 code for a protein of 1202 amino acids. NCBI's taxonomy places the organism in Eukaryota, Metazoa, Arthropoda, Insecta, Diptera, Diopsidae. The record is from RefSeq and is a predicted model, not a curated record. Gene Ontology annotation, cellular component: NELF complex. The transcript has 7 exons. Gene Ontology annotation, biological process: negative regulation of transcription elongation by RNA polymerase II.
CUCUUCUGUGGAUGUGUACAACAAACUGACUUCGUUUUAAUAUAUUAAAAACCUUUUUAUGUAAAAUAUACACAAAUUUUGAUCAUAAAAAUACACUUUAAUUAUCGAAUUUAAAGAAAUAUAUAUGUUAAAAUGUCGAACGUUAGAGACAGCGACACAAGUUUGUGGCUGCAUAAUAAGCUGGGCACAUCUAAUGAUUCGUGGAUAAGUGGGUCAAUUUGCUCGCAGUUGAACAAGGAAGUAUUAAGAAAUAUAAAGGAUUGUUUUGUUGAUCUUCAGACGCAAGUUAAAUUAAAACUUUUGUUGAGUUUUUUUCACAUUCCCCGCCGUAUGGUUGAAGAGUGGAAAACUGAGCUAGAAGAAGUUAUCGAAGUCGCCGGAUUGGAUAGUGAACUAUGGGUUUCCAUGUUAGCAGAAACUAUGAAAACAUUUCCAGCGACAGGUUCGCUAAAUACAGAAAUUUCCGAUUACGAAGAAACCCGCCCGAUAUUCACAGAUAUGGUGAACGAUCUCCGCAAGCUAGUUAGUAAGCACAGCGAUUUGGGAAUGCUACCGCUGGAGUGUCUAUAUUUAAACAAAAAUGCGCUAGUAUCGGUGGUUGGGCAGCACCAAAAUCCAACGAAACAUUUCACUAUUAAACGCAAACCAAAAAGCGCCAAUUUACGUACGGAACUACUCCACAAAUCGGCAGACGCUCAGUCUUCGCUUAAGAAAAACACAGCGCCAACUAUUCCAUUACGCUCACGUGGUAUGCCCCGUAAAAUGACAGACACAACUCCAAUGAAGGGAAUUCCAUCUCGGGUUCCAACUUCUGGUUUCCGUUCACCAAAUAUACAACCUAAUCAGCAACGACCGAAUCUAAGUCGUACACCUGCUGGACGUAAAGAUGGUGGCAUCAAACUAAUAGAAUUUACAGAACAGCCACUUGGUUAUGCUGCGGCUAAAAAGCGAAAACGUGAGCAACAAUUGGAAGAACAGCAAAAGAAACAGGAACAAAAGCAAGCAGCAGCUGCUUCUGCUGCGAACUCAUCGUCGCCAACUACAUCACCUACGCAAUCGAAUACACAAGGAGCUACAGCCAUAUCGCCAACCACACCAACUUCUACUAAUGCUACUUUUGAAAUAAAAUCUGAACCUCCCUCUAACUUAAAUCAGAACAAUACUGUUGACGAAAAUCAACUUGACGUUAAAGAGCCAUUAAUUUCAGCUAUUGAGAUUACUAAGUCAGAACCUAUUACGCCAGAAUAUGCUCCUUCGUUAACUUACGCACAAACACCAAUAACGUCUUCGCAUAUAGGCACCAGUAUGGAGGAUAAUAAGGCUGCUGCCAAAUCAAUUAUUAAUAUGACUAGUAUAGCUACUUCACCACCAGCAUUAUCAAAAGUUACAAAUAGUAUUGUUCACACUCCAGCUAACAGCAGUAAUAGUUUGAUGCAUAAUAAUAAACGUUUUAAACAAGAGAUAGAAAUAAAGAGUGAGGAAAUUAUUGUGCCACCAAAUAUUAAGGUAGAAAAAGUUGAGCCGCAACAAAUCUUAACGCAAGCUUCAGGAGUAUUACAAACGCAACAAAUACAGCAAUCGCCCACUUCUCGUUUCCAACAGCGUGUUGUUAUACAACAGCAGCCACAAUCUGGUCAACCUUCUCAACACGUUUUAAUACGCGCUGCACCACAACCACCGAAACAAACUAUUGGUUCGGUUACUCUAACCAGUUCCAGUGUGCGUAACAAUGCCACCCCAAUUAAAAUGGAGAAAUUAGACAUAAAACCUAUAACAAGAACUUCAACAGUUACGACGAAUGCAACAAACACAUCAAAUUUGUUAAGUCAACAAUUGCGUCAAACUGCUAAUCCUUUAGCAAAUUUACCAAACAAUAUUUCUGUUAAAAUAACAUCCAGUAAGAGUAAAUCGGCACAGCAACAACAAGUUCAACAACAGCCAAUACUUAUUAAUAGCAACACACCAGUUAUUCUUUCGUCUCCUACGCAAACAAUACGACAGAAAUCAAUCACUUCACCAACUACUGCCACUAACGCGCAAACUAUUAAAUCAAUGCCGUUAAGUCAAUUAAAAAAUGCAACUAGUAGUGGUCCAGUCAUAAUAUCGCAAACUAUAAUUCAACCUGCAAAACGUAAUGCCAACUCAUCAGCUGGGAACUCUGUUAUAUCGCAACAAUCCCAACAGCAGCACACACAACAAUCACAAUCGGUACAGCAAGCAACAAAUCAAUAUAUAUUGACUUCUUCAACACCUCAGCAACAACAAAAUACCCAAAUACCUUCGCUAACAUCUUUUGCACAAACACGUCCUGCAACGCAAAAUACAACAUUGUAUCAAACGAAUACAAAUUCACAAAUGCCUACCAAAAUUUUGAUAAAGACUUCUAAUUCAAAUGUAAUGAUGACUCCGAUGCGACAGCAGCAAACUGGAGGCAAUCCUCCACCUCUUAUAGCAUCAACAAGCAUUAACCAGCCACAAACAAUGUUAAACAUUCAGAAUGUACAGCUUCCAAACCGACCGGUUACAAUACAACCCGCAUCACAGGCAGCUCAGCAGCAACAUUUGCAGGCUCAACUUCAGCAACAACAACCACAGCAACAACAUACUAUUGUCUCGAACACAUCCGCAACACAACAACCUAAACUAACCCAAAUGGUUGUACAGCCAAAUGCUAAUGCUGGCGUUGGAACGAAUAUUAGUUCAAACAACAAAAAUAAAACGAUUAUACUACCGCAAAAAGGACUUAUAUUACGUAAUAUAGGUGGCGAUAUGUAUCAACAAAUACCAAUAAGUAAUGUUAGUGCACUUCAAAAUAUUGGGACCGGAACUACUUUGAUGACAAAUGCGGCAGGUCCGCCAAGCCUAGUGAAGACUUCGCAAUCAACUGGACAGCAACAUACAAUACAAUUGCAACAACAGACGCAGACCACUAAUAAACCCCAACUGCAAACAAUCAUUCCUCAAAAUACAAUUACGCCACAGCAUGUUAUUGUUCAACAACCUCAAACUAAUCUCAUUAAUCAAACACAGCAAACAAUUAUAAGACCUGUUGUAACAAAUGUACCAGGAGGUCUUACAGCAUUGCCACAAGGUCUAACAUUAAUACAACGGCCUGGACAUCAGCCUCAAUUGGUUCAAGUACAAACAGCUUCGACUGCGCAUCAACCUACGCAAAUACAACGCACUAUUAUAACACAACCAGCAACACAGCAACAGCAAAUACGGCCGCAACAGAUAGUGCUACAACAUAAACCAGCCCAACAACGUAUAAUUACCACAUCUGGCCAACCGCAGCAUAUACAAAUACAACAAAAUAAUCCAAGUAUACCACGAACUACACAAAUCGUACAAGUACAACAGCAACAGCAAAAUCAGCAACAAGCUCCACAGCGAAAAGGCUUGUCACUAUCUAACGAACAUGUACACAAGGCGCAUGAAAUGUUUCGUAAAGCGAAUCGUGUUUCCAGACCUGAUAAAGCGCUUAUACUUGGUUUUAUGGCUGGGUUACGAGAAAAUCCACGUCCAAAUCCAGAAAAUGUUUUGGUUAUUAAGUUGGGUGAAAGUGAGGAAAAAGUUCAGCAGGAAGAUGGUAGUACAGCAUUAUGCUUAGUAGAGUCCCAUAUACGUUUAGAUUAUAAUACUGGUGAAUGGAAAACAUUCCAAAAUUACCGACGACUCGAUCAAAGUGGAGUUUCUGACACUGGAAGUGUAAUGCAGGCACAAAAUUCAGUUGUAAUAUAAAAAGUAUGAAAUGCUAAUUGAUUUCACAAUUGAAUACGCUUGCAAAAUGCACUAAUCUGUGCUAAAGAUGCUAAAAAGAUUAGCGAAAAAAAUCGGAAUUUACUGUUGGCCAACCGGAUUCAAAGGAAAUUUAAUGAAUAUACUAGGAGAAUAUUUACUAAAUUAAAUUUGUAUAUUAUGUUCAUUUAUAUAACUAUAGCAUACUUUUUAUAAAUUUUAAAAAACAUAAACAUGAAGUUAAAAACAAUAUUUGAAAUCAAAUGGACUUAUGGAACCAUGUUCAACUUCUUAUUAUUAACAUUGGAGUAAUCCAUUUGAUUGAAACUCUUAAAAACGAUUGACAAAAACUUAAAGGAUAUUAUAUAUAGAAGUUGGUAGUAUCUACGAAGUUUGGCGGGUGGUAUCUAAGAUGCUAACAUGUUGCUUUAAAUUUUACCAACUUACAGCUUUUAUUGGACAAUGACAUGAAAAUGUAUACUAACGGUUAUGUCUAUUUUAAAUUAUUUUCAAUUUAUAUAAUCAUCCAAUAUUCGAUGUAAUUGUGACGCUAAAAGUUUUCUAAUAUUGCUUUUAGAUUUAUAAUUUAUGAAAAUCCUUUAAUUUAUACAAUCAGCUUUGCGUUUUAUAUACAUAUGUAAUGUUAAACCACACACAUGAAUUGGUAUUUUGAUUUUCCAUAUUGUACAGUAAAAGUAUCGCCUUACCGUAAAAGCCAGAUCCAGUUUUAAGAAAAUAGAGCUUGGUUAUGUGCAAUAUUUUUAUUUACGUCAAAUUAUAAUAAAAUUUUUAUGGAUAUUUUUAAAAUUUAAGUGUGCUGUAGUUGUAAAAUUAACUGUAUAAUAGAAUAUCUUAAUUAUUAGCUUGUAUUUAUCUAAAUUUUUUGCUUUUUGUUUUAUUCUAAACAAAAUAAUUUUA